AUGCAAAUCUACGCUUGGUUUAUAUCAGUCUUGGUGACAGCUGCUUCUGCUACCGAGACCUAUGACUAUAUCAUUGUUGGAGGUGGUACUGCAGGAGGAGCCCUCGCAACCCGCCUGAGUCUCGGUCUUCCCAAGUCCAAGAUCCUUCUUCUAGAAGCAGGCCCCUCAGCCCUCGACGAUGUACGAAUCAACGUACCGGGAAUGCGCGGUUCAAUUUUGGGAUCACCACUUGAUUGGAACUUUAGCUCUAUCGCCCAACCUGGUCUCAAUGGGCGAUCCAUCAGUGUGAACCGCGGUAAAGUUCUCGGAGGCUCAUCCGCCAUGAACUUCUUGUGCUAUGACCGUGCCGCGUCUGCCGAGUACGAUGCAUGGAGCGAGCUUGGAAGUCCAGGUUGGAACUGGCAAACUAUGAUCCAUGGGAUGAAAAAGUCUGAGAACUUUACGGGUAACGACGGGGACAUCCAUGGCCGCUCUGGCCCCAUCAGCUCUACCUACAAUCGUAUUGUCCCCGAUGUUUUGAAACCGUGGCAGUCUACCGUCAACAAAUUGGGCGUCCCGAUCAAUGACGGAGGCUCAUUGGGAGGAAAGCCUAAUGGUGUCAUGUUUCAGCCCACCAAUAUUGACGUGACCAACUACACCCGGUCCUACAGCGCCAAUAGCUACCUGCCAAAGGCUGGGUCUAACCUCAAGGUCAAGACCAACGUCCACGUUGCCAAGGUUCUCUUUUCUUCUGACAAGAGUAAGGGCUUGACUGCCACGGGCAUCGCUCUUCAAGAUGGCUCUACGAUCAAGGCCCGAAAAGAGGUUAUUCUCUCGGCAGGCUCUAUCCAGAGUCCAGGUCUAAUCGAGAUGUCCGGCAUUGGCCAAGCAUCUGUCCUCGCCAAUGCUGGAAUAAAAAAGAUUCUCGAUCUCCCAGGUGUCGGCGAAAACUACCAGGACCAUCUCCGAACUUCAAACACAUAUAUACUCAAGGAAGGCUAUGAGUCCUUUGAUCCAUUCAUUUUCGAUGCACAAGGCACCAAGGCCACGGAGCAGUUCAACCUAUGGCUUGAGAACAAGAAAUCGUGGUAUGACUAUACCAGCAGUGCCUACGCUUUUCUUAACUGGGCCCAAGUUAGCGAUAAAGUGCACAAGGAUAUCACUAAACUUGCAAAAGACGGGUUUGCUAAGAAUGGCACUGUCGUGGACAAGAAGAAGCUUGAGUACCUGAAGGAGCCUUCUAUUCCCCAACUGGAGCUUCUUCUUGAAGCCAACUACGUGGGCGCUCAAGGCUAUCCCGCUGCUGGAGGCAGUUUCAUCACCAUCUUCUCUACAGUAAUGCAUCCCAUGAGCCGUGGUAGUGUUCACAUCAACGAAAAAGAUCCAAAGGGCAAGCCAAUCAUCGAUCUCAACUACCUCAACAAUGAGUACGAUAUACAAGCACUCGUUGAAGGUGCCAAGUAUGCCCGCAAAGUUGCCUUCACAGAGCCUCUGCGAUCUGUAUGGGCUGCUGAAUUUGAACCAGGUCUGGGGACGAGGACGGAUAAACAGUUACGUGACUGGGUCGUCAAGACAGUCAACAGCUUCUAUCACCCUAUCGGUACCUGCGCGAUGCUUCCUAAGAAGGACGGUGGUGUCGUUGAUUCCAAUUUGAAGGUUUAUGGCACCAAGAACUUGCGUGUCGUGGAUGCUAGUAUUAUCCCGGUUCAGCUUUCAGGACACAUUCAGACGGCUGUGUAUGGAAUCGCCGAGACAGCUGCGCAAAAGAUUAUUGAUGCGGAAAAGAAGUUUGAUAGGAGUUUGUAA
Molecule: messenger RNA, 1785 nt
Organism: Fusarium graminearum PH-1
Lineage: Eukaryota; Fungi; Ascomycota; Sordariomycetes; Hypocreales; Nectriaceae
Exons: 2
Coding region: 1-1785 (594 amino acids)
Biological process (GO): secondary metabolite biosynthetic process
Molecular function (GO): oxidoreductase activity, acting on CH-OH group of donors; flavin adenine dinucleotide binding
Source: RefSeq, a predicted model, not a curated record